CAUUUCAAUGGAUCCUGCGUUUCCUAUAUCAUAACCUUCCUUACUUGUUUCCAAUUAAUUUUCCCCCUUUUCCACCUUUCAACUUUUCUUAAUUCUUAUUUUUGUGUCCUAAUGGCUGGGAUUUGCUGUCGUGUUGUUGGAGAGGCCGGAGAGACUCCCUCUCCGAUCGAGCCUACCUCACGCCCUUCCGCUCGCCGGAGUAUAGACCUCCUGCCUUUCAAGUACAUAGCUGACGUCCCAAUCCCGCCGCCGGAGAACACCCGCAAGCGCCAGAAGCUGGACGCCAGCGGUUCUCCGGCGCAGCCGCGGGAGUGCCAAAACGCCGUGGAGAGUUCCGAAUCCAAGGGAGUAGUCGAGGCAGUUUCACUUCCGAAUACUUCGAAGAUUCCUGCGUUUGUCGAGGAGUGCCCGAGGUAUGGGGUAACCUCGGUUUGUGGUCGGAGGAGGGACAUGGAAGACGCCGUUUCGGUGCAUCCCUCGUUUUGCCUCGAAAAUCGUUCUCAGGAUCAGAAAGGGUUUCAUUUCUUCGCUGUUUUCGACGGUCACGGAUGCUCGCAUGUGGCGACUAUGUGCAAGGAGAGAUUACACGAGAUAGUGAAGGAGGAGGUUGAGAAAGCGAAAGAGGAUUUGGACUGGGAAAUCACGAUGAAGAAGUGUUUCGCUCGCAUGGACGAAGAGGUGCAGAGGUGGAGCAAGAGCAAGGAAGCUCCCACUUGCAGGUGCGAGCUUCAGACUCCGCACUGCGACGCCGUCGGCUCCACCGCGGUCGUGGCCGUCGUCACGCCGGACAAGAUCAUCGUCGCCAACUGCGGCGACUCACGCGCCGUGCUGUGCCGGAACAACGUCGCCGUUCCACUCUCGGACGACCACAAGCCGGAUCGUGCGGACGAGUUGGUUCGGAUCGAAGGCGCGGGAGGGCGCGUGAUAUAUUGGGAUGGGCCUAGAGUGCUUGGAGUGUUGGCCAUGUCCAGAGCCAUAGGGGACAACUAUCUGAAGCCGUAUGUAAUUUCGGAACCGGAGGUAACGGUGACGGAGCGGAGUUGGGUGGAUGAGUGUCUGAUACUGGGGAGUGAUGGGCUUUGGGACACGGUGCAAAACGACACCGCUUGCAAGGUGGUGCGGAUGUGUCUUAACGCGCAGAAGGGGUCUCCGGAGAGAGACUUGGUGGAGGACUGCUCCGAUAAGGCCUGCUCCGACGCCUCCAUUCUGUUGACCAAGUUGGCGCUCGUCAGGCAGAGUUCCGACAAUGUCAGUGUGGUGGUGGUUGAUUUGAAGAGGGAUCAGGGUCAACAACACAAAGAAUUAAUUAAUUGAAGACAAAUACUCGUUAACUGCCUUCAACCUAAAAUGGGAACUUUGAUUUUGUGGAAUAUUGUUAUCAAGUAGCAGCUAUUUUAGUCCAUUGUAAUUCUGGGAAGAUCAUCAACAAAAGAUUAUUGGAAAUUAUAAGACUUGUAGAAACAAUUACUGUGUCAAUAAGGGGUAAAUCAGCCCCUUGAGACACCCAUGUUUAGUUUGUAAUUUUAUAUAUGGAGUAUAUAUCAAUAUAUAAUUGAAAUCACCUUCAAUCUAAAGCU
Molecule: messenger RNA, 1577 nt
Organism: Cajanus cajan (pigeon pea)
Lineage: Eukaryota; Viridiplantae; Streptophyta; Magnoliopsida; Fabales; Fabaceae
Gene: PP2CA
Product: protein phosphatase 2CA
Biological process (GO): protein dephosphorylation
Molecular function (GO): cation binding; protein serine/threonine phosphatase activity
Source: RefSeq, a predicted model, not a curated record